This is a messenger RNA of Aspergillus glaucus CBS 516.65, 893 nucleotides long. RefSeq names its product DUF3716 domain-containing protein. The record is from RefSeq and is a predicted model, not a curated record. The transcript has a single exon. NCBI's taxonomy places the organism in Eukaryota, Fungi, Ascomycota, Eurotiomycetes, Eurotiales, Aspergillaceae. The coding region runs from base 130 to 609 and encodes 159 amino acids.
UCUUUCAAAUCCCUACAUAUUCACCAUCUGCAGCGAGCUUUGCCCCCAUCUCAGAGACCCCGCCGUGAGAAACCGAAGCCAUGGAUCUCUACGACAAGCCCAAAUAUCUCAAGUUGUUCAGUGUGUACUAUGCCCAACCGCGCGAGCCGACUACGCGCCCCACUGAGUUGGCUAAACAGCUCGCUUCACGUUACUGUCGACGAGGUCUCAAUUUUUGACGCAAUCAAAGGGACAGUUAGUGCUGCAGGAAAUCACAGAAAAAAAAAAAAAAAAAAAAAAAAAAAAAAAAAAAAAAAAACGAAAAAUGAGGCCGCUUGGGUGCAGACUAGGGGAACGGAGACGGAUCAGUUGUGUACCAACUGCGCCAACAACUAUGGCCCGUUCUUGAGUUGCGUUGCUACCACUUUUAGAGAUGGAUGUGCGAAUUGUCAUUUCCUUGGUCUCAGAUGUUCGCUCCGUAGAUGGUACUGGUCCCUUUACCUUGAGCAUCGACUGACUGACAUAGCUACAUCGCGCUCGUCAUCCACCAAUUCUCCCGCGCAGUCUCAGUCGGUGACGAGAACUCCGGCAGCUAAGAAGCAGGGCGAGGUACCAACAGCAUUUCAAUAAGAAGGCCAGAAGGCCAGAAGGCCGAAUAUGCUAACCUCAAACCGAGCACCAGGGCCAAUCACAGGCACCGAAGUCAAACCCCGUUCUUCCUCUACUGAAAACUCCCCGGCGACCAAGAAAUCUCGACUGGAAAAUUCAUCUCCUGCUGGAGCUUCCAGUUUCAGCUUUCGUUCUUUACUUCAACUUGAAUUCGAUAACAGUCAUGCGUCUGCUCCUUCUCCGUCUACUGCUGUUAACGGCGCCCUCUCCCGUCCUCGUCCCGCUUAGUCUAAAGCUGACGGAGC